Messenger RNA from Lachnellula hyalina, 2238 nucleotides. It is a transcript of the gene KIC1, whose product is annotated as Serine/threonine-protein kinase. Gene Ontology annotation, molecular function: ATP binding; protein kinase activity. The transcript is spliced from 3 exons. Lineage: Eukaryota; Fungi; Ascomycota; Leotiomycetes; Helotiales; Lachnaceae. Gene Ontology annotation, biological process: protein phosphorylation. The record is from RefSeq and is a predicted model, not a curated record. The coding region runs from base 1 to 2238 and encodes 745 amino acids.
AUGAGCACGGGAGCUAUUGUUUCUGUUAAAAUCAUCGAUAUUGAUGAGAGCGAUACAUUGAACCCGCGAAAUGCCGACGCGUACGGCGAAUUCCUCAAAGAGGUCAAUGCCUUGAAGAUACUGAGCGAAAAUAAUGCCCGCAAUAUUAAUCACGUUAUUGAAGCACUGCCUGUUGGCCCGGCUAUGUGGAUGGUGACCGAAUUCUGCGCAGGUGGUAGCAUUGCAACCCUCAUGAAACCAACUGCCCCUGGUGGACUACAAGAAAAAUGGAUCAUCCCAGUUGUUAGGGGCGUAGCGGAGGCUAUUCGAUGGGUUCAUGAGGCCGACAUUAUACAUAGAGAUAUCAAAUGUGCAAACGUACUCAUCACCGAGCAGGGAGGUGUGCAGCUUUGCGAUUUUGGUGUUGCUGGAGUUAUGGAGCAGAAGUUCGACAAACGAACAACAGUCAUUGGUACACCUCAUUGGAUGGCCCCCGAGUUGUUUGGCUCUAAUGUCAGCUACGGCAAGGAAAUUGAUAUUUGGGCUUUCGGGUCUAUGGUUUAUGAGGUUGCCACGGGUUUACCACCAAAUGUUGGCAAGGUCAAUACCUUUUCGGUUCUCCAGGCGCGCCAUGCAGUCUCCACUCCUCGACUAGAAGGAGGCAAUUAUUCGGACGGCCUCCGAGACUUAGUUGCUUUCUGCUUGGAGGAAGCGCCAAGUGCUCGGCCCACCAUCGAGCAGAUCCAGAGACACCCAUACAUUCACAAUACAGGGUUAAAAUACCCAACGUCAAGUCUGGCUCAACUGGUUCGCGCAUUUAUGGUCUGGGAACAGCAUGGUGGAAGUCGGAAAUCUUUAUUCAUGCCUGGCGGAGCCCAAGGACUUGGGGAUGUAGAUUCUGGGGCGACAGUCGAUAGCGGAGACUGGAAUUUUUCUACCACCCCAUCCUUUGGUCAAGAAGUCUUCGAUAAUGCAACUGCCCAGGAUAUGUUUGAUGCUUACGGCGCUAGCGUAAUGCCCUCUAAUGAGGAACCACCGCGUGCUAAGGCCGGGAGGAGGCGCCCUCCACCGCAAGCUCUUGCGGCUCCGUUGAAUCCUUUGUUGAAAGUCUUCGAUCCUAAUACCAAAUCUAACUACCACGAUAAUAGUAAAGUCCAUUACGGACAGAUGAUGUCUCCACCGACCUCUGACUUGCCUCUGCGCGAUGACUCCGCAAGGACGGCCAUCAAAGACACGAUGAUCGACCUUGACGGUCAUGAUUCCGAUCCAGGCCUUUCAAGCUUCCGGGAGGACACAAUCAAGCCCGCAGGACGGCGUAUGGAUGACGAAGAUGAAUUUUCAACAAUGCAUGCCUUCAGCAGACCCGCACUCAGCGAUCCGGCUGAUGCCAAUCCCAAUCGCCGCACUCAAGACUGGACCUUCCCAUCGGCAAGUGCAAUGGCACCACCUGCUUCGGCAGAUCCCGAAGUAUCCAGAUUUCCUUCGAGUUAUAGUGUCUCACGACCAGCGAUUACACCUGGCUCUGGUGCUCGACCGACUUUGAUUCAUCAUCCAACUGAACCUCUAGGGGCUUCAUUCAGCGGCCCUGGCAUUUUAGGUUCGACACAGCCUGCCUUAGAGCGAAGAUCUAUGGCAGAGUCACUCAUCGAUCUUGAUAUGAGUAUGCCUGAUAGCUAUCCCGAGAUUACACGCCCAUCAACUGCAAAUUCUGAUGUUUCCACGUCGAGCGAGCAGAUGACAUCCGGAAACCCCUUUGAGUUUGAGCGUCAUGCCUCAUACCAAGCACCGAUUGACCAAGCGGAGCCAUCUAUCUACAUUGACGACACGACUCUUCCUGCUGCCAUUAAUUUGCAGACUCAAUCCAGCGAUAUCGCAGACGUCUCCGAUUUCUCCGUCUCUGAUGUUGAACAUGAUCCCCGGGACGGUCCCAACGAUAUACCACACUACGAAGUCUCCAACAACUUUUUAGAUCCAGACUAUACGUCCAUGCCACCUCCCCCACGACCGAAUAACAUAUCGAAUUCUUUUUUAGGCAGCCGCCUCGAGCAGCCCUACACCGUAUCCCACUUUCCUGAACUUCCCGAACCACCAUCUGCUGCUGCUCUGACGGGCACAGCUUCGCCUACAGAAAUGGCGGCUGAGUUCCAACGCAUCUUGGACAGUCUCAUCAAGCAGCUAGGUGCUUUCGGCGACGUCUACGUCACGGAUGAGUUUUCCCCAAAACCGAAGAUGCAGCAGUUGGAAGGGAAUGGAUUGUAA